This is a messenger RNA of Trichechus manatus latirostris (Florida manatee), 1970 nucleotides long. RefSeq names its product WD repeat, sterile alpha motif and U-box domain containing 1 (gene WDSUB1). The record is from RefSeq and is a predicted model, not a curated record. The transcript has 11 exons. NCBI's taxonomy places the organism in Eukaryota, Metazoa, Chordata, Mammalia, Sirenia, Trichechidae. Bases 265 to 1695 code for a protein of 476 amino acids. Gene Ontology annotation, molecular function: ubiquitin-protein transferase activity; protein binding. Gene Ontology annotation, biological process: protein ubiquitination.
CCUGUGUUUGUGGUUCUGAGCGCGCGACAGGGACCAAUCGGCACCUUUCCAGAAGCGAGGCAGGGUUGCGCGGCGUCGGCCCGGGAAUCUGGCGUUCCGGGGAAACUUCAUCCGGGUCCCGCCCUAGAGCCGGUCCCGGAAGGCUGCUGCCGGCGCCGGCCUCGGGGUGAGCGCCGGGCAUCCGAGGCCGCCCUCCUGCAAGGAGUCGCCCGGUCCACAGAGAUCUCGCGUGCUGGGGGAGUUAUUUUACUUCAAACAAAGAACAUGGUGAAACUAAUUCACACAUUAGCUGAUCAUAGUGAUGACGUCAACUGUUGUGCCUUCUCCCCUUCCCUCUUGGCUACUUGCUCCUUGGACAAAACAAUUCGCGUGUACUCCUUGAGUAACUUCACUGAACUGCCACACUCUCCGUUAAAGUUUCACACAUAUGCUGUCCACUGCUGCUGUUUCUCCCCUUCAGGACAUCUUUUGGCUUCAUGUUCAACAGAUGGUACCACUGUCCUAUGGAAUACGCAAAAUGGGCAGACUUUGGCAGUGAUGGAACAGCCCAGUGGUAGCCCUGUGAGGGUUUGCCGAUUUUCCCCACACUCCACGUGUUUGGUGUCAGGGGCAGCUGAUGGAACUGUUGUUUUAUGGAAUAUACAGACAUACAAGUUAUACAGAUGUGGUAGUGUUAAGGAUGGCUCCUUGGUGGCCUGUGCAUUUUCUCCUAGUGGGGAUCUCUUUGUCACUGGCUCCUCAUGUGGAGAUUUAACAGUGUGGGAUGAUAAAAUGAGGUGUCUGCAUAGUGAAAAAGCACAUGAUCUUGGAGUUACCUGCUGCGAUUUUUCUUCACAGCCUGUUUCUGAUGGAGAGCAAGACUUUCAGUUUUUUCGACUGGCAUCAUGUGGUCAGGAUUGCCAGAUCAAAAUUUGGAUUGUUUCUUUCACCCAUAUCUUAGGUUUUGGAUUAAAAUACAAAAGUACACUGAGCGGGCACUCUGCUCCUGUUCUGGCUUGUGCGUUUUCCCACGAUGGGCAGAUGCUAGUCUCCGGAUCAGUGGAUAAGUCUGUCGUAGUCUAUGAUACUAAUACCGAGAACAUACUUCACACGUUGACUCAGCACACCAGGUAUGUCACAACCUGUGCCUUUGCACUCAAUACUCUUUUACUUGCCACUGGUUCAAUGGACAAAACGGUGAACAUCUGGCAGUUUGACACAGAAGCACUUUGUCAAGCAGGGAGCAUGGAAGAUCAACUGAAGCAAUUUACUGAUGAUUGGUCAGAGGAGGAUGUCUCAACAUGGCUCAGUGAACAAGGUUUAAAAGACCUUGUUGAUGUUUUUAAGAUGAAUAACAUUGAUGGAAAAGAACUGUUGAAUCUUACAAAAGAAAGUCUAGCUGAUGAUUUGAAAAUUGAAUCGCUGGGGCUGCGUAGUAAAGUGCUGAGGAAAAUUGAAGAGCUAAGGACAAAGGUGAAAUCCCUUUCUUCUGGAAUUCCUGAUGAAUUUUUAUGUCCGAUAACUAGAGAACUUAUGAAAGAUCCUGUCAUCGCAUCAGAUGGCUAUUCAUAUGAAAAGGAAGCAAUAGAAAACUGGAUCGGUAAAAAGAAACGUACAAGUCCUAUGACAAAUCUUAUUCUUCCUUCAGUGGUACUUACACCAAAUAGGACUCUGAAAAUGGCCAUUGAUCGGUGGCUAGAGACACAUCAAAAAUAAAAUUGUUUACACAUUAUACUGUUUAUAUUUUUCCAUGAUCUCAUUUGAACAAAUUUAAAGGUAAAUAUUAAUCAGAUAUUAUUAAAAGAGCAAAACAGAAGGAGGUAAUAUUUUUAAGUAUAAAAACUGUUACCAAUUUUCAUUCUGUACUAGUGGAAAAAGUCCAUAAGCUGUAUAGAAAUAAAGUUAUACUUUGACUUUAAAUUUUAAUGCCCAGACUUACUCGUUAGAUACAAGUUGUUGUAUCCCAUUACAACCAAAGAUUGUAAUAAUCU